CUCCGCCCAGUCAGGCCCAGCCCUGCUCCGCCUCCUGCCUGCGAGUCUUGCUGGUCGCGACUUGGCAAUUCCUGCUCGCAGGCUCUACCAGCCUUCCGGCCUGGGCAUCCGCCGUUUCUUAGCCAUGUCUCAGCACUUCUCCCUGGCCGCCUGCGACGUGGUCGGCUUCGACCUCGACCACACGCUGUGCCGCUACAACCUGCCCGAGAGCGCCCGGCUCAUUUAUAACAGCUUUGCUCAGUUCUUAGUCAAGGAGAAAGGGUAUGAUAAAGAGUUGCUGACUCUGACCCCAGAGGACUGGGAUUUCUGUUGCAAGGGUUUGGCAUUGGAUCUGGAAGAUGGGACCUUCAUUAAGCUUGCGGCUGAUGGCACUGUGCUCAGGGCAAGCCACGGCACCAAGAUGAUGACUCCAGAGGCGCUGAGCGAGGCCUAUGGCAAGAAUGAGUGGAGGCACUGUAUGUCAGAUAAACGCUGUGCGUCCAGCGCUGACAUUCCUUGCUGCUCAGGGAAGUGUUAUUUUUAUGAUAACUACUUUGACCUGCCAGGGGCUCUUCUGUGCGCCAGAGUGGUGGACUCUUUGACAAAGCAGAACAGAGGUCAAAAAACAUUUGAUUUUUGGAAGGAUGUAGUUGCUGGUAUACAACACAAUUUUAAAAUGUCAGCCUUUAAGGAAAAUUGUGGAUUCUUCUUUCCAGAAAUAAAACGAAAUCUGGGCAAAUAUGUGCACCGCUGUCCUGAGUCUGUAAGAAAGUGGCUUCAGCAGCUGAAGGAUGCUGGGAAAAUUACUAUGUUGAUCACCAGUUCUCACAGUGAUUACUGUAAACUUCUUGGCAGUUACAUCCUUGGGAAGGAUUUUGCAGACCUUUUUGACAUUGUGAUUACAAAUGCAUUAAAGCCUGGAUUCUUCUCACACUUCCCAAGCCAGAGGCCUUUCUACACACUCAAGAACGAUGAGGAGCAGGAUGAGCUGCCUUCUCUGGAUAAACCUGGCUGGUAUUCCCAAGGGAAUGCUGCCCACCUUUAUGAACUUCUGAAGAAAAUGACCAGCAAGCCUGAACCCAAGGUCGUUUACUUUGGUGACAGCAUGCAUUCAGAUAUUUUCCCAGCCCAUCACUAUACUAACUGGGAGACAGUCCUUAUUCUUGAGGAGCUUCAGGGGCAAGAAGUAGAGAAGCCUGAGGAAGCAGAGCCUCUGCAGAAAAGAGGAAAAUAUGAGGAGCCAAAGGUAAAGCCUCUAAAUUCCUUAUCUAAUAAAUGGGGCUCAUACUUUAUUGACUCAGCCUCGAGACAAGGAAAUGCAGAGGACUCCUUCGUUUAUACUUGGUCCUCUAAGAGAAUCAGCACCUACAGCACGAUUGCAAUUCCCAGCAUUGAAGCUAUUGCAGAGUUACCCCUGGACUACAAAUUUACAAGAUUCUCUACAAACAAUUCAAAAACAUCUGGUUACUAUCCAUCGGUCCAUUAUACCCUGAGUUCUCAAGACGACACAGACAGCAAAAUAAUCUUUACUGGAAAAUGAACCAACCAUAUGUGCGACAGACUUUUUAAAAUGUUAAUUUUCCAAAAAAAUUCACAUGAUUUAUAAGAACAAUUUUUUGAUGAAAAUUGACCAAAUGGAUACUUGUCAAUCUGUUUUUAUAAAAUAUAAUUUUAUAUAAAUCAUAUUAAUGUUUAACAGGUCUUGGUAUAUUAAAAUUUUUAGUACUAAUAAAGAACACUGCUAAUAUUUUCUAUACUGGUAGUUUUGAGGGUUCUCCCAAGAUGAAGAUACACACAUAUGCAAGCGUAUAUGUAUCCAUCUACCUAGGCCAGCAGAUUCUAAAGCUGGUCCACAGACUUAUAGCAGAACAACAUAGCAUUUGAAAAUGCAAAUUAGAAUGCCUCAUUCCAAACCUCCUGAAUGAGAAACUGGGAUAGGGCCCGGUGACGGCUUUUAAACAAGCCUUUCAGUGGCUCUGAUGCUCAACUAUGAUUUGAAGCCUCGUUAGUAAACCCUGUGUUGCAUAUUCAGUUUUAAUAUGUGCAUAUCAAAAAGUGUAACCAGAAUCGAUAGCCAACACCAGAGUCUAGUGAAACUAGUUUAUUUUUCCAAGCUAUCAGACUUUUUGCUAUUUUUCCCCAAAACACAUCAAAGGAGACAUGAUUUCUUAAGAUAAUAUAGCCUCAUUCCUUAGUAUUAAUUUCUCCCGUUAGGAAGAAUUUAAAUUUAUACCUGGUAAACUUAAGUUCCAGGGUUGCCCUUGGGAAGGAGAGUAACAAAUGGCUGAAAGAACCACUUACAGAAUUGUGUGGGUACAGGUCACGGUGUGUUGUGUCCGUGUGCUUUUGAUUAGUUAUGUUAGUAGCAUUUGCAGCAGAUCAUGUCUACACAAGAUGUUUAGAUUCAGUUGAUGUUUGUAAGUUCCUGGGUCCUCUUUUGCCUUCACAGUCCAUAAUAGGCAGGACUAGAAAACAUUACCAUCAUUUUUUUUCUUGGAAUUUAGCAUAUUAAAAUAUGCACUGAAAAAAAAUAUUUUCUUACAAUUUGUAAAGUUCAGAUAAAUCCCAACUGUACUAUUAGGAUGCAUUUCUCAGGGUAAUUGAAAGGAUACAGAAUUUUUUCCCUUAUUGUAUCUUUGAUGUUGACCAAUAAGUGUACAUAUACAAUGAUGUAUUUGAUAUCCAAAAUGUCAUUGGAGUGUUAUAAUGAGCAUGGGCAAUCAAGCUUAGGGCCAAAUAAAAGAUGCUAUUGUAUGCUUUAAGUAGAGAUUUCACUUUGCUUUAAAAUAAAGCUAUUUUUUCCUA
Messenger RNA from Meriones unguiculatus (Mongolian gerbil), 2784 nucleotides. RefSeq names its product 5'-nucleotidase domain containing 1 (gene Nt5dc1). NCBI's taxonomy places the organism in Eukaryota, Metazoa, Chordata, Mammalia, Rodentia, Muridae. Gene Ontology annotation, molecular function: 5'-nucleotidase activity. The record is from RefSeq and is a predicted model, not a curated record.